Messenger RNA from Centruroides sculpturatus (bark scorpion), 499 nucleotides. Its product is annotated as peptide transporter family 2-like. Gene Ontology annotation, molecular function: dipeptide transmembrane transporter activity. NCBI's taxonomy places the organism in Eukaryota, Metazoa, Arthropoda, Arachnida, Scorpiones, Buthidae. Gene Ontology annotation, cellular component: membrane. Gene Ontology annotation, biological process: transmembrane transport. The record is from RefSeq and is a predicted model, not a curated record. The coding region runs from base 53 to 382 and encodes 109 amino acids. The transcript has 3 exons.
UACUUAGGAUUGGAAGCAAGACAAUACAUUAGAAUGCAAACCUCUGUCCAUCAUGCUUCAAAUUCCUCAAUACGUAUUGCUGUCAAUUGGAGAGAUAAUACAUGCCAUUAGUAUUAUAGAAUUUGCAUAUAACGAAGCUCCCGAAAAUAUGAAAUCCAUUGUUCAAGCUUUUCUUUUCCUGAAUGCGGCGUUUGCAAAUUUCAUAAUUCUCAUUAUUCAGCAAUUAAAAUUUUUAACUGAAGAGUCUUACAAAUUAUUUUUUUAUUUCGGCCUGGGGAUUUUGGAUAUUACUGUUCUAAUAGUUUUGUCAUACAACUAUAAAUACAGAAAUGACGUUACAGGAUUUGAAUCUCUGUCAACAAAGAAAAGACGAAUGCCAUAGAAACGAACAAUGUCUUUUAAAUAACAAGCUAUUCUCUAUUGUAAUAUUUGUGUAAAGAUAUAAAUUUUAUAUAUUAUAAGUAUAGCACAUACAGGAAGAAAAAAUUAUUUAUAGAAU